AUGACUCGAGUAAAGAUUGCAAUUCUCGACGUUUCCGAUCACGUCCAACUCUUUGAAGACGAUCUAUUCAAAAAGUACAUGUUCACCGAUGAUAUUUCCGAGUGCACUUCGUAUCAUGUUGCUAAAAAUCAGUGGCCAUCCGAAACUCUAAAUUCUCAUCAAAUUGUUCAAUUUAUUGUACAAAAUUAUGAUGCUGUAUUAAUUCCUGGUAGUGAGGAUUGUUGUAUGGAUGAUUCUCUGUGCUACAUUGAAGUUCUAUGUAAUGUUAUUAGAGAAUUAAUUGAUCGGGAUUUUCCAAUAUUUGCUGUUUGCUUUGGUGCACAAGCAGUUUCGAGAGCCUUGAAUGGAAAUGAUGGAGUUUCCAAGUUGAAGAAUUUGAAUGAGAAACCAGAGUUUGGAAUUGUUUUAAUUGAUUUUGUGGAUGAGGAUGCAAGAGGGAAUUUGCUGUUCAGAGGAAUUGAGAAGGGUUUCUAUUCAUCCUCUUCACAUUCAGAUUGUUUCUUAUUGAAUGAAAAGUGUGAGCAUUUACUCAAAUCAAGACAUUGGAAGAAUCAAGCUUAUCAAGUUAAGGAUAAAUUAACAUUUGGCUUACAAUUUCAUCCAGAGAUGGAUCUUGUCACAUCAGAAGAAAUAUUCAAGACUCUUAAAGAUAUUCCAGUUCUUUAUGAUGACAAUGAAAAACAGGUAGAUAUGACUGUUGGUAAAAUUAUGGCUAAAAACUUUUGUGAAAUGGUUAUCAAGCACAAAGAAACAAAAUUGUAG
Naegleria gruberi is the source of this 762-nucleotide messenger RNA. RefSeq lists its product as uncharacterized. The transcript has a single exon. Lineage: Eukaryota; Heterolobosea; Eutetramitea; Acrasida; Naegleriidae. Bases 1 to 762 code for a protein of 253 amino acids. Gene Ontology annotation, cellular component: cytosol. The record is from RefSeq and is a predicted model, not a curated record.